UGGGCACAUGGAAGAAAUGGGGUAAUGGGGAGAGAGAUGGUGUAACCUAACAUUGGAGAUGUCAAUGUUCAUUCUGCUGUGUUGUAAACUACCCGAGCGGAAUAUGAGGUGCUGAUCCUCCAUUUAGCGUGUGACCUCACUCUGUCAAUGGAGGAGGCCCAGGACUGGAAGAACCAUAUGGAAAUGAGAAGUGGAGUUGGAAUGUUUAGUAACCGGGAUGUUCCGCAGAUCUGGGUCACUUAGUCUACGCUUGGUCUCGAUGAUGUACAGGAGGGGGCCGAACCGAAGCGUCACCAAUCCACAUCCUCGUGAAACGCUGCCUGCUACGCCGUGUUCCAGCACUUUGUGUUUUAUAUAAGAUGGCAUUUUGCAUUUCUUGUAUCUCAAUGAAUUGAGCUUUGUGUUUUAUUUAUUUCAGGAUGAAGCUGGUCGGGAGAGCAGUGCAAGUGUUGAUACUGAAUCGUUGUCAGUGACAGACGCUGCCCCGGCCUUUGAAACGUUCUAUCGCCCCUUUGUGUUGAGCACAAUGAUAACAGAAAUAUCUGAUGCCAUUAAGCGGUGUAGCUUUUCACCUUACGUCUCCGUCACCAUGGAUGUGGAAACAGCGCAUGUGCGGCUCGAGGUGUCUGAGGAUCGGAAGAGGGUGAGAUGGACCCGGACCGUCAGGAGUCUCCCUGACACCGGGAAGAGGUUUACAGUCAAUCCGCGUGUGUUGGGAUCGGAGGGAUUCACAUCGGGGAGACAUUACUGGGAGGUGGAGGUGGCGGGGAGUCGGGACUGGAGGCUGGGGGUCGCCGCAGAGUCUGUGGAGAGGAAGAGAGAUGUCACACCGACCCCGGAGACUGGAGUCUGGAGCAUCAUGCGGCUGGGUGACGAGUUUGAUGCAUUCUCCUCCCCUCCAUCCCGUCUCCCCGCCCGUCCCAUCCCCGGGAGGGUGGGAGUCUAUCUCAGUUACGAGUCCGGGACAGUUUCAUUUUACGACGCGGACACCAAGUCCCAUCUCCACACCUUCACUGGGAAUAAAUUCACGGAGAAACUUUAUCCUUUGUACGGUAUUUGGGAUGAAAACCAUUGGCUCAGAAUCUGCUCCGGUUCCGCUCCGGGUAUGUAAAAGGGUAGGGUCCCGGGACCGGCGUCAGGAGCGGGGCUCAGGGGCUGUGGGGCAGAAACCCGGUGGACAACAGGUCGGCGCUGAACGAACGGCUCCCAUUUAAUCCCCAAAUUCCGCGUCGUGAAACAAACCCCAGUGAGCGCGGAAAUAAAACCGGGGGAAUGUAAAUGUGGGAAGAGUGAAAUAAACAGCAACUGAAAUCAGAA
This is a messenger RNA of Leucoraja erinaceus (little skate), 1317 nucleotides long. Its product is annotated as E3 ubiquitin-protein ligase TRIM39-like. NCBI's taxonomy places the organism in Eukaryota, Metazoa, Chordata, Chondrichthyes, Rajiformes, Rajidae. The coding region runs from base 527 to 1111 and encodes 194 amino acids. Gene Ontology annotation, molecular function: protein binding. The transcript is spliced from 3 exons. The record is from RefSeq and is a predicted model, not a curated record.